Messenger RNA from Stylophora pistillata, 891 nucleotides. Its product is annotated as prohibitin-2. Gene Ontology annotation, cellular component: membrane; mitochondrion. Lineage: Eukaryota; Metazoa; Cnidaria; Anthozoa; Scleractinia; Pocilloporidae. Gene Ontology annotation, biological process: mitochondrion organization. The record is from RefSeq and is a predicted model, not a curated record.
ACACGUGAGGAAGGCAAGAUGGCGGAUAAGUUCACUGAGUUUGCUGGACGCAUGGGAAAAGCUCCGAAAGGAACCGGAACUGGUUUAAAACUUUUAGUUGCAGCAGCAGCAGCUGCAUAUGGAAUCAAAGAGUCCGUUUACACAGUUGAGGGCGGUCACAGGGCCAUUAUAUUCAGCAGAAUUGGAGGAGUCCAAAAUAACAUUUAUACUGAAGGCCUUCAUUUCAGGUACAGUCAUUGGUUUCAUUACCCUAUUAUCUAUGACAUAAGGUCAAAACCAAGGAAGAUUAUUUCUCCAACUGGGAGCAAAGACCUCCAGAUGGUUAACAUUGGCCUUCGAGUGCUUGCUCGUCCUCAGGCAACUAUGCUUCCUGAUAUGUACAGAAAAUUGGGAUUGGACUUUGACGAAAGAGUUCUACCCUCGAUCAUGAAUGAGGUUUUGAAGAGUGUUGUAGCUCAGUUUAAUGCUUCACAGCUGAUCACGAUGCGUCAAGAGGUCAGUCUUUUGAUCAGAAGGCAGUUGACAGAUCGUGCCAAGGAUUUCUUCAUUAUUUUGGAUGAUGUAUCCAUUACUGACUUGAGUUUUGGCCGAGAGUACACAGCAGCUAUUGAGGCAAAACAAGUUGCUCAGCAAGAAGCACAGCGAGCUCAUUACCAGGUGGAAAAGGCUAUACAGGAACGACAACAAAAAAUUGUACAGGCUGAGGGAGAGGCCAAGGCAGCCACUCUGCUUGGUAAUGCUCUGAGGUCAAAUCCAGGUUAUUUAAAACUGAGGAGGAUACGAGCGGCUCAAAAUGUCUCAAACACGAUUUCUAACUCACAAAAUAUGGUCUUCUUGGAUGCUGGAGCAUUGAUGUUAAAUGUCAGAGACACAGAUGACAUAGAAGAGUGA